Molecule: messenger RNA, 3721 nt
Organism: Syngnathus typhle (broad-nosed pipefish)
Lineage: Eukaryota; Metazoa; Chordata; Actinopteri; Syngnathiformes; Syngnathidae
Product: equilibrative nucleoside transporter 2
Exons: 14
Coding region: 940-2337 (465 amino acids)
Biological process (GO): hypoxanthine transport; guanine transport; nucleoside transmembrane transport
Cellular component (GO): plasma membrane; basolateral plasma membrane
Molecular function (GO): nucleoside transmembrane transporter activity
Source: RefSeq, a predicted model, not a curated record
AGCAGCAACGCAUACAAGGAGCCGCUCGCAUCGCAUCGCAUCGCUCGGCGAUGACGUCACGUCGGUCAAAAUCGCGGCUCAAUGCGCUGUUUCCAACUCAAUUGAGUUCAGAGCGUCGCCCUUCUGCUUGUGCCAGUUAAGCGGGCCAUCUAGUCGUCAUUUUCUAUUUUCUGCUACUUUGAACCAUCAUUCUUGUUCGAAGUUUGACACUCGAGCAAAAUUGGGAGAGGAAAAUAACAACCGUGUGCCAACCCUCCGUCACUAUUCAUAUUGAGGACAUGAAAAUGUGCCAUUUUCACACAUAGCGUGUCCCGUUUCGAAAAGGACGUAAAAAUGCCGUGUGGACGGCGGCGCAAGAGAGAGACAGAGAGAGAGGAUGACGGCGUGACGACAUGACAGUGAGAGACAGCGAGAGAUGACGGAGUGACGACAUGACAGUGACGCUUGUGACGUCAUACAGGAAGUACUACUGCCGGAAAGUGCUUCGCGCGGCACCCUUGCUUCCUUCCAAAAAACGCCAGCCAGCCAGCCACCCGGCCAGCCGGCCAACCAGCCAACCAACCAGCCUUUUGUGGACGUGAAGAGUGAAGAAGCCACGCACCCACGCAGAAGAAACGGGCUGGCCGCCACCUGCGACGCCACCGCCGCCGCGGCAAUCACGAGAAAGCUGCUUUUUUUUCCGCGCUGGCGGGAAGGCAACCCAGCCCACGGAACGUCCAUCAAAUGACCUUCCUUGCGACGCUCGACACGACUCACGAUAGCCUCGACCGAAACUCGUCCGUCAUUCGAUCGCUUAUUUGCCGCAAAGGGAGUUGCGGCGGCUGCGGCGGCAGGUAGCUCAGCGUGAAAAAGCAGAGGCUCCUUUUUUUGGGGGGGCUGAGGCUGCUGCUGACUUGCCCUCGACGGCGUGGCUGACUUUUCCCGCCCGGUGUUCUUAAGAUGAAGCGACUCCGAGCCGCUCCUUCAGACCGGGGCUGCUUGGUUGGGAUCUGCUUCUUCAUCCUGGGCUUGGGAACUCUGCUGCCAUGGAACUUCUUCAUGACUGCGUCGCUGUAUUUCCAGCGACGGCUGAGCGCAAACGCGUCCAACGUCACGGACGGCGGCCAUGGCAAAGGCGACGGCAGUGGCUACAGCAAGUACUUCAACAGCUGCAUGACCCUGCUGUCCCAGCUGCCCCUGCUGCUCUUCACCUUGCUCAACUCCAUCCUCUACCAGAGGAUAUCGGAGGCGGUGCGCAUCGCCGGCAGCUUGAUCUUCAUCCUGCUUCUCUUCGUCUUCACCGCCGCGCUGGUCAAGGUGGAAAUGGACACUGAGCGCUUCUUCUCCGUCACCAUGGCCACCAUCUGGUUCAUCAACUCGUUCGGCGCCGUGCUGCAAGGGAGUCUCUUCGGCCUGGUGGGGAUGCUCCCCCAGAAGUACAGCGCCGUCUUCAUGAGCGGCCAGGGGCUGGCCGGCACCUUUGCCGCCGUGGCCAUGCUGCUCGCCACCGCCAGUGACGCGCAUCCCGAGUCGGCGGCGUUGGGCUACUUCAUCACGCCGUGCGUGGGCACGCUGGCGACCCUAGCGUGCUACCUCCUCCUGCCCCGAUUGGAGUUUGCCCGCCAUUACCUCGGCCAGGGCGCCAAAUACGAGCCCGGCGCCACGGAUGAGCUGCUCGCAGCGGACGGCGGCAAGCUCAACGGUCGCGCCAACGGCUCGGCGCCCGUCAAAGACGACGGCGAUGGCGCGGAGGGCUCCGAGGCCCGGCGGGACAGAAGCCGUGAGGCUUUUCUGGCGCUGGGGCAGGCGGACAAGACGCAAGCCAAAGCCUCCGUCGUUGAGGUCUUCAAGAAGAUUUGGGUGAUGGCCUUCUGCGUGACCUUUGUGUUCACGGUCACUCUGUCGGUCUUUCCCACCGUCACCGUGGACGUCAGGACGACCGCCUUGCCGGGGAAAUGGGACGACUACUUCAUCAUCGUGUGCUGCUUCCUGACUUUCAACAUCAACGACUGGCUGGGCCGCACGGUCACCACCUUGAUCCGCUGGCCUCGCAAGGAGUCUCCUCUCUUCCCGCUGCUGGUGGUCUCCCGCGUGGUCUUCGUCCCGCUCCUGAUGCUGUGUAACGUCCAGCCUCGCUCCUUCCUGCCCGUCUACUUUGGCUCCGACGCCGUCUUUGCCGUCAUCAUGGCUCUCUUCUCCAUCUCCAGCGGAUACUUUGUCUGUCUGUCCAUGUCGUACGCGCCGCAGUUGGUGGAGGCCAAGGACGCCGAGACGGCCGGAUCUCUGAUGACCUUUUUCUUGGCUCUGGGUCUGUCCAUCGGCGCCGCCCUCUCCUUCCUGCUGCGAUUGCUGGUGUAGUGGUGUGCGGCGGACCCCUUCGGCCAGGCGGGCGGCUCGGCUCGGCUCCGGGUGGGGUGCCUUGACUUGAGAGUCUUUGCCGCGCUCGCCCGUGCGCUUUGGGACGUUGACUGAGCGAGAUUGACGUGCAAAGCGUGUGUGUGUGUGUGUGUGUGCGCGUGCAAGUCAAUCUAUUUUUUGUGUUUCAUCCAACAGUGUGCGCUGUUUCAUCAGUUUUGUUUUAUUUUUCUGCCACCAAAAGCGAGGCCUUGCAAAUGGAGUCGCAAGCUCGUUAAGUGAACAAAUGGCACUUUGAAGUCAAGGCAGACCGACCGACCGGCCGAUCGAUCGACCGGCCGACCGCCGCAAUGCAAUAGGAAUGAGGAACAUACGCUUUUGUAGUAUUUGUUUGCUUGAAAAGACAAGGCAAAGUUGGCAUGUCAAGUAAGGGAUGUCUUUUGCUAAUCCGCCUUCACGCUUCUUCGCCCAGCCAAGAAGCCACAUUGAGUCUUGGCCCAUUUGCCUCAAGCGUGUUGGAAUGAGCUUUUUCAUGGUCCCUGCCACAUCCAAGGCAAACAAGCACCUUUUGCCAUCUUCCUGUUCGCCCUGGCCGCCGCCUGAACAAAGAUUCAUUUGGCGUUUCCUUGAGCGAAACCUUUCUCGUGUUCAUAGGAAGAGCAUUUCUUUGUUUCUGCUCAACAUUUUUUGAUUUUUCAGCUACGUUGGACUGAUGCCAAUGUGCAUCGCUCUGUUUUUUUUUUUUCUUUUUCGAUUUCUAUCAUUGCACUGUGCCUCGCAUAUAUAGACAGACCAGUGCCUAGCAGCCUUUCUCUGUUCGAAUGGGCCCAAAAUGUGGCGUUGUUGUUUUUCUUUUUCCGGGGACUCUCUUUUCUGUCAGUGCAGGGGUGUCAAAGUCAUUUUUGUCGUCCUCAUAGUUUUCUUUGGAUGACCGUCAACGCUGUAUAUGAUGUACAGUUUAAGCUGCACGACAAACUGAUGAAGAACUCGCUCUGCCAUCAGACACGAGUAAAAAGUGUCCAAAUAUCUGGGAAUGGUGGUAGAAAUUCCUAGCAAUAGCUGUAGUUUUGAAAAGUAAAGACAAGUUGCAAUUUUGUUAUGACACAUGAAGUUGAUCCUCAAUUUGUCUCGGCGGGGCCACAUCAAAUGAUUUGGCCCCCGGGCCUGAGUUCGACACCUCUGCCCGGCCCGUAUGGUGAAAAGAUCCAAGUGUCCAUUCGUCACGCUGACGUAAAGAAUGUGCAUCACGUCUCUGCUUCAGCAACAUCUCUGAAAAGACUUUCAGCUGAGCUAGCUAGCUAGCUAGCUCGCAGUGGUGCCUGUGUCUGUCCACUGUACAUUUUUACUUGACCUUGGGAAUGAAUAAAACCUUUUUGAAAGUAUAGAA